Messenger RNA from Acytostelium subglobosum LB1, 2364 nucleotides. RefSeq lists its product as hypothetical. Gene Ontology annotation, cellular component: cytosol; ribonucleoprotein complex. Bases 1 to 2364 code for a protein of 787 amino acids. Gene Ontology annotation, molecular function: GTPase activity; GTP binding; translation elongation factor activity. The record is from RefSeq and is a predicted model, not a curated record. NCBI's taxonomy places the organism in Eukaryota, Evosea, Eumycetozoa, Acytosteliales, Acytosteliaceae. The transcript is spliced from 2 exons. Gene Ontology annotation, biological process: translational elongation.
AUGGUAUUUAAAGUUAACAAUGAUAAAUUGAAAGAGUUGUUGAUCAACACCAACAAUGUUCGUAAUGUUGCAAUAGUUGAUAACUUUGGUGAGAGAAAGGAUAUCUUGUUUGGACACUUGGCCAAUUACAGUAUCACAAGUGACUCAGAGACUGCAACUAUAGUUGGUCAGCAAGGUUCAUCCACUGGCGAGCUCUCCAGCAUCCCGCUUCAUUACAAAGAGAAUGAUUCCACUGUUCAGCUACCAGAGUCGACCAAGGGCAAAGAAUUCUUGAUCAAUGCCAUCAAUGCCCAAUCUCAUCUCGACCUCUCUAGCGGGUCGGCCCGCGCCCUCUCGAUAAGUGAUGGUGCCCUGUUCGUUGUCGAUCCAAUUGGAGAGGUGAGUGCCACCACCUCCAAAGCACUUCGCCAGGCCAUCGACAAUGGAAUCGUUCCAACAUUGUUCAUCAACAAAAUAGAUCGAUUGAUCUAUCAAAUGAUGAUGGAUGGAGAGAAUACCUACCUCGAACUAUCAAACAUAUUGUCAAAGUACAACAAUAUCAUUGGAUCAUCAUCAUCGUUGUCCUCACCCUCACUGGACCCAUUGGCUUUAAAUGUCGCAUUUGGCAACGUGGAACAAGGAUGGGGUUUCACUUUGGACAUAUGGGCCAAGAAGACCAUCGGUACCUCCACUGAGGGUAUUUCUGGUGUUCCCAAGUUGUGGGGCGACAACUACUUUGACAUUCAUGCCAAGGAAUGGUCUACUAAGCUCACUUCAGGUUCGGUUCGUGGCUUCACUUAUUUGCUCUUCACUUCCUUGAAAGUGCUCUUAGAGGAUCCAGCCAAUCCAAAGGUUGAGAGUAGAUUGAAGAUCAACUUAACUGAGAGCGAGAAGGCACUCCCCUCCAACCAACUGGCCCCACUUGUCAUGAGGAAGUUAUUCAAUCUUGAGCAAUGUGUUCUUGGAAUGGUUGUUCAGAAGGUCCCAUCACCAGUGACCUCCCAAGGAAUCCGUACUAACAAGUUGUACGGAGGCAAUGGAACGGUUGAUAAGGUGGACCUCCAAGUCAUACAACAAUGCAACUCAAAUGGACCUAUGUUCUUCCAAGUGAGCAAGGUCGUCCGAUCGACAACUGGUACCGUGUACAGCUAUGGUCGUGUGUUCUCUGGUUUUGUCCUGCCAGGCCAGAAGCUUGUAGUGUUGAAUGGCCUUGGAGAGAUCACCAUCGAGUCCUGUCCCGCUGGUAACCUCGUCGCUCUGGUUGGCAUUGAUACUGGAGUUUCUAAGACCAGCACCCUGACCAACUCUGAUAAGGCAAGAACAAUUUCGACAAUCAAGUACUCAAUGGCACCUUUGGUAUCAAUGACCAUCACUGUAAAGUCAGCAUCUCUGACCAAGUUCAAUGAAAAAUACAAGGCCAAUGGCAAUAGCGAUGUCAUUUCUACAACAGUCAUCCGUGAUGGGGAGGCCUUGAUCGGUGGUCCAACUAAACAGACCCUUGACCAAUACUUAGCUGACCUUCUACGAGUUAGUGUCGAGACCACAUCGUCUACACCAAUGACAUGCUACUGUGAGACGGUAUCCGAUCAGUCAAUGACUUCCAUUGCCACGUCGUCCAACAAGAAGAAUAGUAUGACCUUUAAGUCAGAACCAAUAGUCAAUGAGCUGGCCCCCUACAUCGAGUCUGAGCAAUUGGCUGUUAACAUAGUCGAUAGACCCAAGAGAUUCCAAGAUUCUGAAUGGGAGGCCGAUCAUAUCAAGGCAAUUUGUUCAUUUGGACCUAAUGGAUAUGGCACCAACAUCUUGGUCAACUUGGCUAAAAACUAUUUGGUUAUGGACUCGAUCAUUCAAUCCUUCCAAUCUGUCACCAGCCAGGGAUCACUAUGUGAUGAGCCAAUGAGAGGAGUCAGGUUCAACCUCACCGAGGCCAAGAUCAGCUCGGAUGUAGCCCUUUGUGGAGACGGUCAGAUCAUCCCUGCUGCAAAGCGUGCACUCCUUGGAGCUCAUUUGGCUGGGUCCGUUUGUCCAAAGGAGCCAUUCUACAAUAUUGAAGUCACGGUUCCUCAUUCAAUUUCCGAUUCAAUCAUGCAUAUAACAGUCCAGCAUCAAGGUAGUCUUGAAGAGGAGCUUGAUCACUACACCAACAAAGACCUGACUGUAAUCCGUGUCCAGAUACCUGUUGCUCACUCAUUCGGAUUCAUUCCAAAGAUUCAGGCAGACACCAAUGACAAAGCCCAGGUGCAAGUUGUCUUUGGUAAUUGGGUAGUUAUCGAUAAUAACCCAUUCUUUGAGGGCAGUCCUUCCAACAAGAUCGUCAAGGCCAUCAGGACCAGGAAGGGACUUUCCCCAACUCUACCAACACUUGAUUCCUUCGAAUUCCAGUAA